Mytilus trossulus (common blue mussel) is the source of this 6426-nucleotide messenger RNA. RefSeq lists its product as uncharacterized. The transcript has 14 exons. Bases 1 to 6426 code for a protein of 2141 amino acids. Gene Ontology annotation, molecular function: protein binding. The record is from RefSeq and is a predicted model, not a curated record. NCBI's taxonomy places the organism in Eukaryota, Metazoa, Mollusca, Bivalvia, Mytilida, Mytilidae. Gene Ontology annotation, biological process: signal transduction.
AUGACUAUAAGGCUGGUUAUUAUUCUUCGAGUCGCAGUUAGUAUUUGUGGGUACGAUCGACAGUGUCCCCAUUCAUCACAACGAGGUUUUCGUGUUCAUAGUGAAUGCAAUGGUAAUUCAUCAGUAUACAAUUGUUUAUACGACACGAAAAACAAAACCUACACUGAAUUUUGUGAGAAAAAUGAGGAAGCCAGAGCAGGCUUGAAAUAUGUUAUCUCUGGGACGUAUAGAAAUGUAAAGUGUUCUGAAAAGAGGUAUCAACCAUUUACAUUUUGGACCAAUCGAAGCACUAAUUGCUUAUAUUUAAAGUCACCGUGUAGUGAAACUGGACAACUAGUGUUCGACAAUACGUCAACUAUCGGUGAUUCUACAUGUCGAUGUGAUUACACAAGAAAGUAUGCUUUUGUAUCACCACCAAGAAAUCCGUGUGUCUGCAAGCCGUCCGUAGAGGAUUGCUCAUGUUACAUUAAACAGUGUCCUAAAAAUACCACUUUAUCACCUGAUUACGAAUGCAUGUAUUUGAAUUCAACAACGAAAAGUUUUAACUGCAAUCCUGUUUUUCAUACGCGAACAAAUGGAUCUGAUAUAGACACUUUGCCAAAAGGUACUGAACAGUUCCAACCUCAGAUAAAGUCUUUAAGAACAACUUUAGCAUUAAAGAUAGUGUGUAUCGGUCUUAUUGCAGUCAUAUUGGUAGUGAUGUACGUGAUAUAUACUAGAAUUAGUGUAGAACAGAGAGAUUUAAAAUGUAACAACGGCAAAAAAAUUCAAUCAGACAACAGUCAUGAACAUAACUUAAAUAUUGAGAGACAGUCAAAAGACGCUUUUCCUACAACAAAUGAUAACUCGUCGUUGUCACAACCUAUCUUUAAUUUUUUUUUUGAACCUAAUUAUACUGAAAACAACAGUUUACUUAGUGCUUGUCAAAAAGGAGAUUUAUCAAGAGUUAUCAAUUUUAUUGAGGAAGGGGCUGACAUUAACAUUACCGGAAGGUACGGAGACACGUCAUUGUCAUUGUCCUGUUAUAAUGGUAACAUUGAUAUAGUAAACAUACUGAUAGAUAAAGGUUGUGAUAUAAAUAAACCUAACAAUGCUGGAAAUACACCUCUAAUGGAUGCUUGUCGUGGCGGACAUCUACCGAUAGUAGCUCGUCUUAUUGAGAUAGGUGCUGACAUUAACACCACCGACAAGAAAGGAAACACGCCAUUGUCAUGGUCCUGUAUGAAAGGUUACAUUGAUAUAGCAAACUUACUGAUAGAUAAAGGUUGUGAUAUACAUAAACCUAACAAUGAUGGAAUGACACCUCUAAUGAAUGCUUGUCGUCGAGGACAUCUACCGAUAGUAGUCCGUCUUAUUGAGAGAGGUGCUGACAUUAACACUACCGACAAGAAUGGAGACACGCCAUUGUCAUUGUCCUGUUAUAAUGGUAACAUUGAUAUAGUAAACUUUCUGAUAGAUAAAAGUUGUGAUAUAAAUAAACCUGGCAAUGAUGGAACGACACCUCUAAUGAAAGCAUGUCUUCGAGGACAUCUACCGAUAGUAGUCCGUCUUAUUGAGAGAGAUGUUGACAUUAACACUACCGACGAGGAUGGAGACACGCCAUUGUCAUUGUCAUUUCGUAAUGGUUACAUUGAUAUAGUAAACUUACUGAUAGAUAAAUGUUGUGAUAUAAAUAAACCUAACAAUGCUGGAAAUACACCUCUAAUGGAUGCUUGUCGUGGCGGACAUCUACCGAUAGUAGCUCGUCUUAUUGAGAUAGGUGCUGACAUUAACACCACCGACAAGAAAGGAAACACGCCAUUGUCAUGGUCCUGUAUGAAAGGUUACAUUGAUAUAGCAAACUUACUGAUAGAUAAAGGUUGUGAUAUACAUAAACCUAACAAUGAUGGAAUGACACCUCUAAUGAAUGCUUGUCGUCGAGGACAUCUACCGAUAGUAGUCCGUCUUAUUGAGGAAGGGGCUGACAUUACCACUACCAACAAGGAUGGAGACACGCCAUUUUCAUUGUCCUGUGAUAAUGGUAACAUUGAUAUAGUAAACUUACUGAUAGAUAAAGGUUGUGAUAUAAAUAAACCUGGCAAUGCUGGAAUGACACCUCUAAUGGAAGCUUGUCGUCGAGGACAUCUACCGAUAGUAGUCCGUCUUAUUGAGAGAGGAGCUGACAUUAACACUACCAACAAGGAUGGAGACACGCCAUUGUCAUUGUCCUGUGAUAAUGAUAACAUUGAUAUAGUAAACUUACUGAUAGAUAAAGGUUGUGAUAUAAAUAAACCUAACAAUAAUGGAAUAACACCUCUAAUGAAAGCUUGUCGUCGAGGACAUCUACCGAUAGUAGUCCGUCUUAUUGAGAGAGGAGCUGACAUUAACACUACCAACAAGGAUGGAGACACGCCAUUGUUAUUGACCUGUAAAUAUGGUAACAUUGAUAUAGCAAACUUACUGAUAGAUAAAGGUUGUGAUAUAAAUAAACCUGACAAUGCUGGAACGACACCUCUAAUGAAAGCUUGUCUUAAUGGACGUCUACCGAUAGUAGCCCGUCUUAUUGAGAGAGGUGCUGACAUUAACAUUACCGACAAGAAUGGAAACACUCCAUUGUCAUUGUCCUGUACAUACGGUAACAUUGAUAUAGUAAACUUACUGAUAGAUAAAGGUUGUGAUAUAGAUAAACCUAACAAUAAUGGAAUAACACCUCUAAUGAAAGCUUGUGAUGAAGGACAUCUACCGAUAGUUGCUCGUCUUAUUGAGAGAGGUGCUGAUAUUAACACUACCGACAAGGAUGGAGAAACGCCAUUGUCAUUGUCCUGUGGUAAUGAUAACAUUGAUAUAGUAAACUUACUGAUAGAUAAAGGUUGUGAUAUAGAUAAACCUAACAAUGAUGGAAUCACACCUCUAAUGACAGCUUGUAUGUAUGGACGUCUACCGAUAGUAGCCCGUCUUAUUGAGAAAGGUGCUGACAUUAACACUUCCAACAAGGAUGGAGACACACCAUUGUCAUUGUCCUGUGAUAAUGGUAACAUUAAUAUAGUAAACUUACUGAUAGAUAAAGGUUAUGAUAUAAAUAAACCUAACAAUGAUGGAAUCACACCUCUAAUGACAGCUUGUAUGUAUGGACGUCUACCGAUAGUAGCCCGUCUUAUUGAGAAAGGUGAUGACAUUAACAUUUCCAACAAGGAUGGACACACUCCAUUGUCAUUGUCCUGUAUGAAUGGUAACAUUGAUAUAGUAAACUUACUGAUAGAUAAAGGUUGUGAUAUAAAUAAACCGGGCAAUGCUAAAAUGCCACCUCUAAUGACAGCUUGUAUGUAUGGACGUCUACCGAUAGUAGUCCGUCUUAUUGAGAAAGGUGCUGACAUUAACACUACCGACAAGGAUGGAAACACGCCAUUGUUAUUGUCCUGUGAUAAUGGUCACAUUGAUAUAGUAAACUUACUGAUAGAUAAAGGUUGUGAUAUAAAUAAACCUGGCAAUAAUGGAAUUACACCUCUAAUGGAUGCUUGUCGUGGCGGACAUCUACCGAUAGUAGCUCGUCUUAUUGAGAAAGGUGCUGACAUUAACACUACCGACAAGGAUGGAAACACGCCAUUGUUAUUGUCCUGUGAUAAUGGAAACAUUGAUAUAGUAAACUUACUGAUAGAUAAAGGUUGUGAUAUAAAUAAACCUAACAAUAAUGGAAUUACACCUCUAAUGGAAGCUUGUCUUAAUGGACAUCUACCGAUAGUAGCCCGUCUUAUUGAGAGAGGUGCUGACAUUAACACUACCGACAAAGAUGGAGAAACGCCAUUGUCAUUGGCCUCUAAAUAUGGCAAAACUGAUAUAGUAAAUCUACUGAUAGAUAAAGGUUAUGCUUUAAAUAAAGCGGACAAUGUUGGAAAACCACCACUUGAAAAAGGUUCUGAUAACGAAGAUAUGGUAAGAGAUGAUGGAACUGAUAUACAAACACAAGAACAGAAUAUGGCAGAAAUAAGUAUAGAGUUUCCUUGGCUUGGCAAUUCUGAUGGACUACAUAGCAUGCUCGCUUUGGGAUAUUUUAACAGUUACGAGAACAAUUUAUGUCUAGCAGGCCCAUGUAAGGCAGGGAAAAGUACAUUAGCUAGUGUACUCAUUGAUGACGAAAUUCCCCUCCAGUAUAAAUCAACAGACGGACUAGUCAUAUUCUUCGGCAGGAAUGGAAUAGAUUUAGAAAGCAAACAUAUGGUUCCACUGAAAGAAGGAGAAAGAGGACAUUCAGUCCUUGAUAGCGUUCUUCGUGGACAACCUACAUUAAAUCUUGUUAAAAGUAUUGAUUGUAGCCGAAUUGAAACAGUGUCCAGGCAUAAACGAUCCCCGAUCUUAGAACAAACAGAACUUGCGUCGCUGACAAAAGAGGAGACAAAACCUGAAAACCUGAAAUCUGAAAUCUCUAAAGACAAACUCACUUCCGAAAAAUCAUCUAUUUUGUAUACUGAACCAUAUAAUUCAAGUAGCCAAAUGCAAAAAGAAAACAUCUCACAGGUUGCUGAAAUUGCGAAGCUAGAAUAUUAUACUAUUCAUGAUGAUAUACUAAAUGAAGUUAGAAAUGGUCGAUACAAAAUAAGUAUAGCACCAUCCGAUCUGAUAGACUUUGGUGGACAAAGAUCGUAUGAUAUGACUCAUCAACUUUUUAUACACCAUAGUGGAUCUUUCAUACUGAUGUUUGACGGAACGAUUGGACUAGAAACUCCUUUGAAAGAGUACCCAAAUGGAAAAACUACCGCUGCAUUAAUAUUAAAGCACUGGGUUGAUUCGAUUCUGACCUACGCUGAGGAUACAGGAGACAUUAUGCCAAAGAUUCUUUUUGCAGCAACACACAAGGAUAGUUGUGAUCAGACAAACCUUAUGGCACUGAAAAGCAAAUUUAUCGAAACUGUUCAGCAGAUGUUCUCUACAUAUGAGAAAAAAAGCCACAUGGUUCUCGAGACUGUGUAUUUUAUAAAUUCGCGAGAUCCCAAAGACCCUGAAAUAAAGGAAAUGACUGAUAGGGUGGUUUGUUUUGCAAUGCAACAGUCUUCAUGGGGUAUACGGAGACCAAUGCUAUGGGUACCACUGGAAAUUCAAAUUUCAAACAUGAGAUUGAAGAGCAUUCAUUUGAUUUACAAAGAACAGCUUGGAGAUGUGAACAAGCUGAAUGGUGAUCUAGCAUUAGACGAGGAUCAGUUUGAAUAUUUCUUAUUAGCUCACCAUUCCCUAGGUAAACUGAUAUAUUACGAUCUGCCGGGUUUAAACAAGUUUAUAAUAAUCCAUCCACCUGCAUUAGUUAACAUUCUCAGAGCGUUUAUCACCGAUGACAUCUUUUGGUCAAAAGAAACAAAUCUUCAAAAAAUUUUGCAAACAUUGAGAAAAUCUGGAAAAAUCUUCAAAAAAGAUCUUCUACUUUUAUGGGAACAACAUGAAUGUCAACGAUACAUUAUAGAUAACGAGACAAAAUACUAUCUUAUAUGCUUAUUUGCUCACUUGGAUAUUCUUGUAGUCCCAAAAGGAGUAAAUCGAAGUCCUCCUGCUGCUGAUUUUUAUCUUGUUCCUUGUAUGGUUAGAUCUGAUUGUCCGGAUGACUUUAUAGACCUUCAUGAAUUGAGUGAUAAAACAAUAUGUUUGAUAUAUUCAUUAUCCAUGCAAUCUAUUCCCACUUCUCUUGCUUACAAAAUCAUUGGAGGAGCAGCAAGUAUUUGGACUUUUAAGGAGAAUGAAGACGGAAAACCAUGUCUUUAUCAAAAGGCUGCAAUCUUACUUGCAGGUGACGACAACGAACUACGUUUGAAGUUAGAAGACAAACGAAUUAUGGUGUAUCUAUCAAAUAAGGAAUCUAAAGAUUAUAUAUCACCUGAUAUUGCAGCAAGCAUACAGGAAUGUCUGACACAAACUCUUGAAUCGUCUCUAUUGUUUUAUUAUAACAGUUUUGGAAAGAAAAAGAAACUAGCCGAUAUCAAGAAUUUGUUUGAGUUAAGAAGCGGCUUGAUUUGCAAUGACACUGUUUGUCAUUUAGCUAUAUCUGAGGCAAACACUUUGAAGGGUUGUUGGAAAUGCAUGCACGGAGGGGAACAUAAUAGAAAGUACGAAGCAGGCUCUUCUGUUUCCGGUGGCUACCUUCUAGCGAUUCUUGGUCAUCGUGUUGUACAUGGGCAUGAUGUUGCUGACUCUCUGCAUGACAUACCAGGUGACGAUUUGUUGGAAGAGCUAUCACAACGCAUAGGAAAUAGUGCUAUCCAGUUAGGCAUUGAACUAGGACUUAGCUUUAAUGAAGUGCAAAAAACAAUGGUCGAAUAUUCAAGAAACGUGUUUGAUCAGAUUAAUGACAUAUUACGUAAAUGGAAGGCUAGUUCAAGUGUUAACACGGUUUACUCCCUUAUUGUCGCUCUUAAACGUGUAGCUCCAUCCAGUGCAAACUAUUUAAGAAAAAAAUAUUUGCGAUAG